Messenger RNA from Zygosaccharomyces rouxii, 1050 nucleotides. It is a transcript of the gene AAH1, whose product is annotated as adenine deaminase. Lineage: Eukaryota; Fungi; Ascomycota; Saccharomycetes; Saccharomycetales; Saccharomycetaceae. Bases 1 to 1050 code for a protein of 349 amino acids. Gene Ontology annotation, cellular component: nucleus; cytosol. Gene Ontology annotation, biological process: adenine catabolic process; purine ribonucleoside monophosphate biosynthetic process; hypoxanthine salvage. Gene Ontology annotation, molecular function: adenine deaminase activity. The record is from RefSeq and is a predicted model, not a curated record. The transcript has a single exon.
AUGGUUUCGCAAGACUUUUUGAAAGAACUGCCCAAAUGUGAGCAUCAUUUGCAUCUAGAAGGUACUCUAGAACCCGACCUUCUUUUCCCGCUAGCUAAACGUAACGGUAUAACCUUGCCACAAGAAUUCCCACAGACCGUAGCUGAAUUAGAGACUAGAUACGGUCAGUUCAAAGAUCUACAAGACUUCUUGGACUACUACUAUAUUGGUACUAGCGUUCUUAUCGACGAACAAGAUUUCCACGACUUAGCAUGGGCAUAUUUCCAAAAAGUCCAUUCGCAGGGUUUAGUUCAUGCCGAAGUGUUUUACGAUCCUCAAUCUCACACCACCAGAGGUAUACCAAUUGAAGUUGUUACUCGAGGAUUUGAAACUGCAUGCCAAAGAGCUGAGAGGGAAUUGGGUAUUACUUCAAAGUUGAUCAUGUGCCUUCUCAGACACAUGGACCCUCAAGAAUGUCUGCAGACCAUAGAGGAUGCUAACAAAUUGAUCUCAAAUGGUACCAUUCACGGUAUUGGAUUAGAUUCUGCCGAAAGGCCUUUCCCACCCGAAUUGUUUGUUGAGUGUUAUGAGAAGGCAAGAUCAAUUAAUCCAGAAAUACAACUUACCGCACACGCCGGUGAAGAAGGACCUGCUAAAUACGUUAGCAACUCUUUGGAUCUUUUGCAAGUGUCCAGAAUCGACCAUGGUGUUAAUAGUGUUCACGACGAAGAGUUGAUGCAAAGAUUGGCACAAGAAAAAAUUAUGCUUACCGUGUGUCCGUUAUCCAACGUUAAAUUACAGGUAGUUUCCCGUGUAAGUCAAAUUCCGCUGCAGAAAUUAUUGGAUGCUAAUGUACCAUUUUCAUUAAAUUCUGACGAUCCUGCGUAUUUUGGUGGCUACAUAUUAGACAACUACUAUAAAGUUGCUGAAGAAUUCCCUCAUUGGGACCACAAGGUUUGGUCAACAAUUUGUCGUAAUUCCAUCGAGGGUUCUUGGUGUGAUGCAAAGAGGAAGAAUGAAUUGUUGAGCAGAUUAGAUCAAGUCGUUGCUAAAUACUACCCUUUGAACUAG